CAAAAGCUACCUUAAGAGCCCAUUAGCUCUACAGUCACAAGUACAAUUUUCUUUGUUGAGGUAUGCCCACUGGAUGGCAAGGAAUCACUUCUAAAGCCCCUUGCCCUACCAGAGGACAACAUUCUGCCAGCAGGGGAAAAUGCCACACACAUUAAGGUCAAUAGGGAGCCUCAGAUUGCUGCCACUCUGCUCUUCCUUCCCCUGCUCCACCUCCCUUGCUGCACUGCAGGUCUCUGCAUCCUCCCUCCCUCAUUACUGCUGGUGUGAUGAUCAAUCUAAAACUUGGGGCUGCAUGAAGUGGAGAGUGGGAGCAGCAGGUUGAGUAUGCAGCUGACCUGGGAUAACAACCAGCAGACAUUGGAAAUUAAAAUGGAGCUGUACUGUGGCUGUUUGAGAUUAAGGGGGCUACACAAAGUGAAAGCGUCCUAAGCCUGAAUGUGAUUAUUGGGUCAUAGGCCAAUUACACAAGCUAUUAGGCUGCCUUGAUCCAGAUACAUGCAUGUGUUUUUUGCAGCUAUUUUCCGUGAGAGUCCGUGAACUCAGGAUCUCAUGUAUGCUGAGUCUCUCCUUUUUCCAGCUUAGGUAUGGCUACAUGGAAAGCUGGUCUAUGGGUCUGAAGGAGAAGAAAUGGGAUACCCUAGGAAAUUAAUACAAUUGCUCCAGCAUGGCACUUUCUUCUGUGUCCUGGAACAAGGAGCCAGGCCUGCAGUCUUGCUGUGCCAUCCUUUUCUCACCUAAAACUAUUCUUCCCACCAGGGCCUCCAAAAUAGGAGCUUUUACAUCUCCCUAAUGUCCAGGUGCUGUAUCCUUUUUAUUAUGUUGCUACUAAUCCCCACACAAGGGGGGCGGUGCCAACCACAGUCUUGCCACUGUCAGCUCCAUUAUUUCCCCUUUAUGUGUGACGUCCCUUAUCCCCUGCAAAAGGCUGGUUCCAAACACUUUGUGCAUGGCUGCUGCGGAGGAAGCAUUGUUUUGCCAGCAGGUCUUAAAUCCUGCAUGGGGCAGGGGGCUCUUUGCACAGGCUUCUUUUUAUCACAAGUACCUGGUUGGCUUGUGCAGGGAAAGACAAUAUAGCUUAUUCUGGUAGCAUGGCCAGGGUUGGGUAGCCUCACAAGGUCACCUGAAUAUUGCUAUGCAGUGCUAGGAGCCUUCCUUGCCUGGUUGGAGAUGUGUUGUUGGUGAGCAUAAUCUUUGUGGUUGGUGGCAGAAUUGCCAGGCCUGCUGUGGUGGGUGUGUCUAUUCAGUGUUGCUGUUGACUCUGCUGCUGGUUCACCAGAGGAGGAGCGUGACUGUGUUAUGCUUGGCAGUAGCUGUGGCCUAGCAGCUGCUAGGGGAGCACAAGGGCCAUCUGAUGGCCCUGCUUUUGGAGCACUUGGGUGUAGAGGUUUAUAAAACUAUAAAUGAGAAAAGCAUGAAGGGAGGAUAGUUUUUCUUUUCUAGUAAACAGAACUUGCAGGGUCAUCUGUUGACAGUGAUAGCCAAGCAGGAUCAAGAGGCAAAGGCUUGUCUCUGGCUGCCUCACACACAGAACCCAUUAGAAGUCCCACCUAAACCCAGACAUGGAAGGUUAUUAGAGACAAUUAGAGGGGCUCUUUUGGGCCACCCCUCCUCACCUGUGCAAAGGCCUGGCUGGGUGCACUUGCACACCUCGCUAAGAGAGACCAGGGUGGGAGAAUGGGGGGGGAUUCUGUGGUGCUGAGAAAGGAGGGCAGAGAAAGAGAGGGAGAAGCUCUGUGGGGAGGAGGGAGAGAAAAGGAAACUUGGCCAGGGCCGGAGAGAGAGGAAGUGCGAAAACAAAAGCGAGAUAAAAGGGGCUGCUGCUGCUGCUCUCGCUCUCCCUCCUCUGCGCCUUUCUUUUUCUCUCUCCCUUUUUCUCAGAGCUGGGUUAGGAGGGGCUGUUUUGCAUCCCUUCACGUCAGCCCUGCCUCAUUCCCUUCUUCCUUCCUGCUAGAGAGAGAGAGAGAGAGAAAAGAGAAAGGGAACUGCGAGCAAGCGAGGAGCCGGCAGCACCCAGACGAGGAUCUGCCCCAGAGGGAGAGGUGAAGCGGCCUCCCUUGCCUGCCUGCCCGUUACCCGCCCCCCUUGCCAAGCCUCUUCGGGAGUCCCAGGACAACAGAACCUUGAUGUGUUUGAUGGUAUGAGCCAUGGACCGCUUUGCCCACUCUGGAACACAGACAGAUGCCGUGGUGGUGCUGUCUCUGGCCCAAGCAGCCGUCCUGGGCUUGGUGACUGAGAACGAGUUUUUUGGUGCCACGGUCAGCCCCGGAGGUUUCUUCUCCAGCUUCGCAGGCAGGCUCGACGGCAUGUCCACGGUUGAGUUGAAGCAGCCAGAAAGCCAUUGCCCUCUGGAGAAUGAAGGCCAAGGUCACGUCGAGCCAGCGGAGGAGGAUGAAGCAGCAGAGGCUUCCUUUGGGAAACAUGCCCGGAGGAGGAAGCGCCCGCCUGUGAGGCUGGUGCCAAAAGUGAAGCCCGAGAAGGGGGAGUGGGGGCAGGAAGACGGCGUUUACGAAGCAUCAGUAGCAAGUGAGGGCAAGGAGGAGCAGAUGGGCAGCCACCCUGUGAGCCUGGAGGAGUCCCCCUGUGAGCAGACAGUGCAGAGCAGCGCUACCAAGAUGAUUGAUCUCAGCACGUUCAACAGGAAGCCUCGACGCCUGCGGCAGCAAGCUCCAGAAGAGCUGUCCCUGGUCGGGUAUGAGGAGAGGCUCCCAAGCACCCCACAAGCCAACCUGGACAGCACUCCGGGGAGUGCAGAGGCCUUCUCCAGUGACUGCGGCUUCCAGGCUGGUGCUCCUCCACCCUUGAUCAACCUGGAGCAUCCUGUGCCACACUCUCCUCCGGGGCAGGGCAAGAGCGAGCUGGGCUUUGUGUGGCAGGAGCCCCUGGACUUUGAGGCGGAGGCCCACGGCGAGCACAGCAAGAAGGUUCAGCUGGACCGCCUGGACAUCAAUGUCCAGAUAGACGACUCCUACCUGGUGGAGAAGCGUUGGCAGUGUCGCCUGUGCGAGAAGUCCUACACGUCCAAGUACAACCUGGUGACGCAUAUCCUGGGCCACAAUGGCAUCAAGCCCCACUCCUGCCCGCACUGCAGCAAGCUCUUCAAGCAGCCCAGCCACCUGCAGACCCACCUGCUCACCCACCAGGGCACGCGGCCCCACAAGUGCCAGGUGUGCCACAAGGCCUUCACCCAGACCAGCCACCUCAAGCGCCACAUGCUGCUGCACUCCGACAUCAAGCCCUACAGCUGCCGCUUCUGUGGCCGCGGCUUUGCCUACCCCAGCGAGCUGAAAGCCCACGAGGGCAAGCACGAGAGCGGGCGCUGCCACGUCUGCGUGGAGUGCGGCCUGGACUUCUCCACCCUCACCCAGCUCAAGCGCCACCUGGCCACCCACCAGGGGCCCACUCUCUACCCCUGCCCAGAGUGCAACAAGUCCUUUCAUUACCGCAGCCAGCUGCAGAACCACAUGCUCAAGCACCAGAAUGUGCGGCCAUUCGUCUGCACCGAGUGUGGCAUGGAGUUCAGCCAGAUCCAUCACCUUAAGCAGCACUCGCUGACCCACAAGGGCGUGAAAGAGUUCAAGUGUGAAGUGUGCGGGCGAGAGUUCACGCUGCAGGCCAACAUGAAGCGCCACAUGCUGAUCCACACCAGUGUGCGCCCCUAUCAGUGCCACAUCUGCUUCAAGACCUUUGUGCAGAAGCAGACACUCAAGACCCACAUGAUCGUCCACUCGCCUGUCAAGCCCUUCAAGUGCAAGGUGUGUGGGAAAUCCUUCAACCGCAUGUACAACCUCCUGGGCCACAUGCACUUGCACGCAGGCAGCAAACCCUUCAAGUGCCCUUACUGUUCCAGCAAGUUCAACCUGAAGGGCAACCUCAGCCGGCACAUGAAGGUCAAGCAUGGGGUGAUGGACAUCAGCCUGGACAGCCAAGAUCCCAUGCUGCAGCUGCCAGGUGAUCAUGCAGAGCUGGACGGACAGCAGGAGAUGGAGGACUACGAGGAGGAAAACUCGUAUGACUAUGGGGUGGUGGGGAACCCUGCCAACGAGUCUGCCUUGACUGAACACGCCAUGAAGGAAAUGGCCUACUACAGCAUGUUGUAGCCUGGGGCAGGCUGGGUGAAGGGGACAGGCAGCUGUUUCCACCCGCUCCGAAAAGCUCUGUUCGGGCAGCACAGAAUUUGAUACUCUUGCCCUCUUUAGCUGUUUAGUCCUGCACUGGAUCUGUGGAAGUCUUGCUGCCGCCAACCCUUGACUGGGCUCUGCUGCUGGGCUGGGCUGGCAGUACUUUUCUCUCCAGCUUGAAAGGACCAGGAGGGGGCAGCACUUGCCUUAGACUACCUCCCACAGCACCUUGCACCCAGCACAAAGAAGCAGAAGGCCCUGUAGUGGUGCUGAUAGGCCAGGACCAGCCAGGGCUCAGUGCUACAGACACCAGGCUGUAUUGCAGAGCCAAACUGGAUCAGCUCCUGUAUGUUUCUCUUACAAACUACCUCUGCCCUGCGCAAAAAAUAAAA
This is a messenger RNA of Zootoca vivipara (common lizard), 4510 nucleotides long. RefSeq names its product zinc finger protein 710 (gene ZNF710). NCBI's taxonomy places the organism in Eukaryota, Metazoa, Chordata, Lepidosauria, Squamata, Lacertidae. The record is from RefSeq and is a predicted model, not a curated record.